CCGGCAGCCAAACUCCUCCUGACCACCGCUGGUGCAUUCGCAUCUUCUCUUCGCGCAACAUACCCGGAUCAAGGCCUUGCCCUCUUCGCCGAACCAAUCUGGUGGUGGCAGUCCGGAUCCGGCGUCGACGCCCUCCUGACAUACACUGCUACAACAGGAGACUCUCAAUACGCAACUCUUCUCUCAAACACGCUCAUCACCGAAGCCACCGGCACAAACGACUUCAUGACCGUCCAUGCAACCGGCAACGACGACCAAGCAUGGUGGGCCCUGGCCGCCCUUACAGCUGCAGAAACCUCCCUCGCACAAACUGGCCCCGUACCCUGGGCGACCCUCGCACAGAACGUUUUUCAGGAGCAGACUACACGCUGGGACAACGACAAGUGCAACGGCGGCAUGAAAUGGAAAAUCCUCGAAGGCGACGGCACAGAUGGCUGGCACUACAAGUCCUCCAUUGCAAACGGAUUAUUCUUCCAAAUGGCGGCUCGUCUCGCACUACUUACUUCGUCUGCAGACAUCAAGGCCUGGGCAAUCAAGAGCUAUGACUGGACCGUCAGCGUGGGGUUGGUUAGUCCGGAGUUCGAUGUGUACGAUGGCACAGACGAUGCGAAGGGCGAGAAUGGGUGCGUGGAUGUGAACCACAAUAUGUGGAGUUACAAUGUCGGUGUUUUCAUGUACGGCGCUGCUGUUAUGAGUAAACUCACCGGCGAAGACGAGUGGCUAGACAGGACUAAAGGUUUCAUUGCGUCUGCCAAGCGUAACUUCGUGAACGAAGAGACGGGCGAAUUGUGGGAGGCGAAGUGUGAGGGGGAUGGGAGUUGUGAUUCUGAUCAGGUUAGCUUUAAGGGGACGUUAGCAAGGUGGCUGGGGGCUACGGCGGAGCUGCUGCCGGAGCUGAGGGAUAGUGUGAUAGAGAUUAUGGGCGGUGCGAGUAGUAUGGCUACUGCAGGGACGACGGAGGGAUUGGGGGCUAUUGCAUCGUUUAAUGAGCUUGAGAUAGUGGAUGCUGGAUUGAGGAUUCAGGGUGUUGGUGGGAAGGAAGGGACGAUUGGG
This is a messenger RNA of Macroventuria anomochaeta, 1053 nucleotides long. RefSeq names its product glycoside hydrolase family 76 protein. The record is from RefSeq and is a predicted model, not a curated record. NCBI's taxonomy places the organism in Eukaryota, Fungi, Ascomycota, Dothideomycetes, Pleosporales, Didymellaceae. The annotation marks the transcript as partial. The transcript has a single exon. Gene Ontology annotation, biological process: carbohydrate catabolic process; fungal-type cell wall biogenesis. Gene Ontology annotation, molecular function: mannan endo-1,6-alpha-mannosidase activity.